AUGGAUUUUAUGCGCAACACCAUUGAAUAUUCUAAAUCUUUUAAAGCUUCUCGACAAGUAUAUGAAAUACGUGAUGUACCAGAAUCACAUUAUGUAUGUCAAUGGUGGAUUCAACAAUUUCAAGGAAUUAAAAUAGAAAACAAUUCUAAUUUUUCUAUCCAAUUUAAGAAAAAACAUCGUGAUCAGAUCAGAUGGAAUAAUGCCAAGAUACCUUUUCGACGUUCUGGUUUAUGGAUGACUAUGAAAGUAGUAUUUCAUAUCAUUCUCACUAAACGUUUGAGACACAUUGGUACCGUUAUUUAUAAAUUAUUGAUUAUUCAUUUUCUUACAUAUGUUAUUGGCAAAGCAGAUUCUAAUAUAUCUACUGAUUUAUUAGUUCACUGUAUUCGAAAAAUUGUACGAAGAGUAAAUAAAAUUGAACAAUUAUUAUUGUCUAUUAAUGUAAAUGAUGUGAAUGAAUGGGUACAGAAUAUGAAAUAUGAAAUACAAAUGAAAAUUAAUCAAAUUCUUCCAAAAUCAGAUUGGCAAAAAGUCAUUCAAAUAAAAGACGAAAGAAAUUCCAAAUUAUUUAUCACUAAUUUCGAAUUGAAUGAUUCUAAUACUUACAAAUAUUUGUGCCGAGAAUUAAAUGCUUAUCUGAAUAAUCAAAACUUGAGUCAAACAUUGGAUUUUUUUUCAGGUUCUAAUAAUUAUGGUGAAUUCAGUUACGUUAAUCAAGAUGAUUAUAUACCGUCGACUAAAUAA
Rotaria sp. Silwood2 is the source of this 744-nucleotide messenger RNA. Lineage: Eukaryota; Metazoa; Rotifera; Eurotatoria; Philodinida; Philodinidae. The record is from the annotation of a GenBank genome assembly.